Messenger RNA from Brassicogethes aeneus, 2605 nucleotides. The record is from the annotation of a GenBank genome assembly. Lineage: Eukaryota; Metazoa; Arthropoda; Insecta; Coleoptera; Nitidulidae.
AUGAGCUCUAUUAAUUCUUUCAGAAAGCAUGUUAAAGAAAAGCAUUCAAAUCUCACUUUGAACACAAUAAAUAAUUUACAAACGUUGCCAUUAGAACACUCAACAUACCAAAACAACGAAAGCUUGGACGAUACAUUUUUACUUUCAAAUUCCAAUUCCAAAGAAAAUAUUGAAAAUAAUUUGAAUGGUUUAUCCAAUGGCAAAAUACUUAUAGAUUCUGAAAGUUUUCAUAAAAAUGUUUUACAAUUUGUUUCGUGUCUAUAUACUAAUAAUGCUAUUCCUCGUGCAGAAGUUCAACAUAUUGUUUCUCUUACUAUAAAAUUGUUUAAUCAUGAAUUUGUGAAAGAUCUAGAGAAUCUAAUUGUUAAACUAUUAAACACAUUUAAAUGUAACGAAAAUAUAGUGAUAUCUAUUCAGUCUUAUUUUCAUGUUCUUCAAAAUCCUUUUACAGAUUUAUCUUCGGAAUACAAAAGAUUUAAAUAUUUUCAGGAAUCUGGCCAUUUCAUUAAACCACAAGAAUUUAUUAUUGGACUAAAUACUCGAAAAAGAACAAAAGAUUGUAGUUCAAUUGUAGACAAUAAAUCUUCAAAGGGAAUUUUAAUUCCUCUAAGAGAAAACUUAAAAAAAAUAUUUGAAUUACCUAACGUUUUUAAUAAAACUAUCGAAUAUUCAAAAAACCUUAUAAAUAGCCCAAUUAAACAAAACUUCAUUCAAUGCGAAUUGUGGCAGUCAAAACUUAAAUUAUUUAAAGAUAAAAUUGUGUUUCCUUUGUUCAUAUAUUUUGACGAUUUUGAAACCGGAAAUGUGCUCGGGUCUCACUCGGGAACAAAUAAAUUAGGAGGUGUUUAUGCAUCUAUUCCUUGCUUUCCACCAGAGUUUCAAUCUCUAACAGAAUACAUUCUGUUAACUCAGUUGUUUAUGUCCACGGAUAGAAAACAAUUUGGUAAUUCGAUAUUUAAAACUGUUAUUGAAGAGCUUAAUAAUUUGCACAAUGUUGGAAUAAACAUAAAGUGUGGUUCUGAAGUCAAAACAAUAUAUUUUUCUUUAGGUUUGUGUCUAGGCGAUAAUCUUGGUUUAAAUUCUAUGUUUGGAUUUGUCGAAAGUUUCAGUGCUAAUUAUUUUUGUCGUCUUUGUAUGAUUCCAAAAUCUGAAUCCAAAGUUCAGUGUCAAAAAGACAAGAAUAAGCUUCGAAACAGAAUAAAUUAUCAAAACCAACUGACCUUAAAUGACCCAUGCCUGACAGGUAUUAAAGAAAAUUCUAUUUGGAAUACAGUCUCAAGUUUUCAUGUUACUGAAAAUUUUUGUGUAGACAUAAUGCACGAUAUUUUGGAGGGGGUAUGUAUAUUUGAUACUGCUCUUAUUCUUAAUUAUUUUAUUUACGACUUAAAAAUUUUUACAUUAAAUGCAUUAAAUUCGAAAAUUGAAUCUUUUGAUUAUGGGUCAGAAACAAACAUUCCACCUAAAAUACGCGAGGACGAUUUAAAAAAAAAAAGCAUUAAAAUGUCAGCAUCUGAAAUGCUUACCUUUAUUUCAUUACUGAAUUUAAUGAUUGGACCCUGGAUACCAGAAAACAAUACAUAUUGGCAGUUAUAUUUGACAUUGCGAAAAAUAUUAGAAAUAAUUUUAGAUAAGUGUAUUCAACCUGAUUACGAACAGCUCUUAGCAUCACUUAUUUUUGAACAUCAUUUCAUUUAUUCUAUUAAACUAAAACAAACCCUUAAGCCUAAACAUCAUAAUAUGGUCCAUUACCCUCACAUUAUGAAAAUGGUUGGACCUUUGGUACAUAUCUGGUCCAUGAGGUUUGAAUCUAAGCACAGACCGUUAAAAACCACUGCCAAUAUUAGCUGCUCUAAAAAAAAUAUUUGUUUAACUUUAGGUAUAAAAAAUCAGUUACAAUUAUGUUACAAACUUCUGUGUCAUACCGGUUUCGAUGAAACAAUCAAAUUUGGUCCAGUAGAUUUUAUAUGUCCGACUGAUUAUAAAUACAUGACGUUUAUUAAUGGUGAUUUUGAUUAUAUUGAAUCAAUUAAAUGGGUUAAAAAGUUAGGUGUGAGAUUUAAGAUGCACGAUAUCAUCGUCACUGAUAUAAAAGAACUACCCGUUUUUGGCGAAAUUUUGGAUAUUAUAUUUGUACAAAGAGAAGUUUUUGUAAUCUAUGCAGAAUUUAUAACUUUGGGUAUACAUGACCAUUUUCACGCAUUUUAUGUAACAAACUACGCGAAAACUGGACCUGGGUCCAGGGCCCCACUACAUUGGCAUUUGGUGGAGCGGAGGUUAUUGAACGAACAGCCCCCUCAUCGGUGGAUCGGACGUAAAGGGCCCAACAAUUUGGCACUUCAUGUAUGGUCAACACAUUCAACCGAUCUCACAGUGUGCGACUUCUUUCUCUGGGGCUUUAUAAAAGAUAACGUUUAUGAGCCCCAAGAUUUGUAAAAGCUGAAUACACAAAUUGGAACUGCUGAGUAUCUACAAGAUGUUUGCAGCUGGAAGAGGUAAUAUUAAACACUUCUUCUGCGAUAAUGGAACAAUUAGACAAGAUUUAUCCUGCAUGAAGAAAAAGAAUGAAAGCUUUACUCGUCAAUCCCAAACAGAAAUAUUUGACCAA